Messenger RNA from Candidozyma haemuli, 1611 nucleotides. It is a transcript of the gene NAR1, whose product is annotated as Nar1p. Gene Ontology annotation, cellular component: cytosolic [4Fe-4S] assembly targeting complex. Gene Ontology annotation, biological process: iron-sulfur cluster assembly. The record is from RefSeq and is a predicted model, not a curated record. Bases 1 to 1611 code for a protein of 536 amino acids. NCBI's taxonomy places the organism in Eukaryota, Fungi, Ascomycota, Pichiomycetes, Serinales, Metschnikowiaceae. Gene Ontology annotation, molecular function: 4 iron, 4 sulfur cluster binding. The transcript has a single exon.
AUGAGUGCAAUACUCUCUGCUGACGAUCUAAACGACUUCAUAUCGCCAGGUGUUGCGUGUAUUAAGCCUGUGGAACUGGCGAACCCAGAUACUCAGGAAGCAGGAGAGGUGGAGAUCCAGAUUGAUGAGAACGGGAAUCCACUUGAGAUCUCCAAGAUUGACGGCAAAGCUGCUGCUCUUUCACCAGCUCAGAUCUCUUUAGCUGACUGCCUUGCAUGUUCUGGCUGCAUCACUUCUGCUGAGGAGGUGCUUGUUGCACAGCAUUCACACGAACAACUACUAAAAGCCAUCGAAGAGAACCAGACUUCGAAUAAGAUCUUUGUUGCUAGCAUUAGCCACCAGUCUAGAGCCUCCUUGGCCCAGGCAUAUGGCUUCUCGGUUGAGCAAAUGGACCGUCUUUUGGUCAACUUGCUAGCUAAUCAAAUGGGGUUCAGAUAUGUGGUAGGAACCGCUUUGGGACGCAAACUCUCCUUGCUUCAGGAAGCACAGGGCAUGUUUGCUAGGAAGAACUCAGGAGGCGAGAAUAAAUCUCCUGUUUUGCUGUCAAUAUGCCCUGGAUGGGUCCUAUAUGCUGAAAAGACCCAUCCAUACGUGUUGCCCAUGCUUUCAGCUACAAAGUCCCCUCAACAGAUCACUGGCUGCCUUCUCAAGACACUCGUGGCAAAGGAUUUAGGCGUGUCACGAAGCGACAUCUAUCACCUUUCUAUCAUGCCUUGCUUUGAUAAGAAGUUGGAGAGCGCAAGGCCAGAAAACACUCCAGUGGAAACGGCUGCGCCAGAUGUGGAUUGUGUCUUGACCGCAAAAGAGCUCGUUAACCUUUUGGAGAGUCUGAAGUACGAGCUCCUUCCCUCAAAUUCAUCAAAAAUCGUCUCACAGAACAGCAAUAUCUAUCAGCAAAUGGCCCCUGCUUCAUGGCCUUAUAAGGAGCUCACUUGGGCCAACGAUUCAGGCUCCCAGUCUGGUGGCUAUGGUUUUAACUACCUUAUGCUUACGCGUAACCACAUGGUCUGUACGGAGCCAGAUGUUUAUCAUGAAGAGGACUUUGAGGUAGUAACGGUGGAGGGCCGUAACUCUGAUACAUAUGAGAUGAGACUCAUGCAUAAGCCGAGUGGCGAGAAAAUUGCAUCAGCAGCCGUUGUGAACGGCUUCAAAAACAUUCAAAACUUGGUUCGAAAGCUCAAACCCGGCCCAGGAGGAGCUGCCAAACAAGGAAAAGUAAACCCGCUCGCAGCAAGGAGAAGAGCUCGAAUGGGCGCAAAGUCUGGAGCAGGUCUGGAAACUGCGCUGGAGACGGUAGAUGCCUCUAAAUGCGAUUACGUAGAGGUGAUGGCGUGUCCAGAUGGAUGCAUUAAUGGCGGUGGACAGAUCACACGCCCACAGGAUGUGACAGAAAAGGAGUGGCUUUCUCAAGUCAAGGAUAUUUAUCAAAGCAUUGGCACAGUGGAUCUUUCGAGCAUGGAUAACACAAAGAUGGCAGAAGAAAUAGAGAAAUGGGCACAAGGAUUUUGCGAGGAGAGCAGCAUCCCCUCCGAGCGACUCUUUGUUACACACUUUAACGAGGUUGAGAAGCCCACGGAUCCCAACGCUGUGCUUUUGGGAGCAAAAUGGUAA